AGGAAAGAAAAGAAGGGAAAAGCAAAGGAUGAUGAUGAGGAGGCGUGGCGUGCGGUGGCCCUGUUUCAUUUCUGAGAAACUGUUUUUUAGAGAGAGAAAGAGAAGAAAGAAUAUAUAUAUAUAUAUAUGUAUGGUUUUUGCAGAGGCAUGCAAAAAAACAAUUGAGACCCACUAUACAUUUAAUCAUCAAAAGCAUUUCUUCCUUUUUCUUUUUCUUUUUUCACUUCCUUCAAUUCAUUUUAGAAAUUAAAAGAAAGGAGAUAUUGCUAGCAGUCAUUAUUCUAAUCUGUUUACUUGUUCCUGGUUCCCCUGAUGCUUGACACGGGAGCUUUCAUUCAAUCAUUUUACUUGCUUAGAAGCUUAGAAAUAUACGCGCUUCAAGGGUUAGUUAUCUCAAACUUCCUAUAACCCCCUUCCUUGGCGUUUUCUGUAUUUCCAUUACGUUUUUCUUUUUUUUUUUUUUCUUUUAAGGUCUGGGAUUUGAUCUGUUGUUACAAGUAGACAAGGCGAAGAAAUUGGUUAUACAAGCAUUCUUGUAGCUGGUAAAAUACUUGUAUUAAGCAACUCCUGAUUUUGCUUGCUUACUGUUUUCUUCUUGGCAAGGAAUAUCUUACAACGAUUGAUAUAUGCAGUAUUGAGAUGAAAUGAAAUUAGUUUGGUUUUCAAAAUCAGCUGGAAACUACCCAGCUUUUCGUUUCUCUGCUUUCUUUUGCAAGAUUUGGUUUUGAUUGUAAAUUAAAUAGCUUCUUUUUCUUUUUUAAAAAUAUAAGUUUUGGUUUUGGAACUGCUGUGAAUUAUUGGUGAAGCAAAUGGCUGAAAUUAGAGUGACAAGGGUAGAACAAGGCCAAACCAAGAUUAGAAACGUGCCAAUUGCUGUAACCCCAGAAGGUUUUUGGUGUUGUCCCUCUCCUGUUGUGUUCCAGAAAUCCCUUAAAGCACAAAAUCCUCUAAACAAACCUAAAUCCUCCUCCCCACCACCCAAAACUACAGUCCAGAAGAAACAAACCUCUUUGACUGAGAAAAAGUCAACAUCUACCCCAAUCAGAUCAGGGUUUGCCUCUGAUGAUCAACAAAAUUUUGUCUCUGAUACACCUGCCGUUACUCCACCAGUGGUUCCUGAGAGGCCAUCAAGACCUAAGGUAGAAAACUUGCCAAGAAAGGUGGCAAUUGAGUUUGGUGAAGCUGGAACCAGUGAUAUGAAAGUAGUAUUACUUGGAAAGCAGGGAUUUUGUGUCAAAUUGAGUGUCCAUAAAAAUGUUUUAGCAGGGCAUAGCAGCUUUUUCAAAGAUAAACUUGCCAAACAGGAGUCUGGUUUCUCUUGUCUUGAAGUGGAUGAUUGUGAGGAUAUUGAAAUUUAUGUUGAAACUGUGGGCCUUAUGUAUUGCAAAGAUAUGAAGCAGCGGUUGAUCAAGCAAAAUGUUUCGCGUGUCCUUCGGAUUCUCAAGGUUGCUGAGACACUUGGCUUCAACUCAUGCAUUGAGUCAUGCUUGGAAUAUUUAGAAGCAGUUCCUUGGGUUGGGGAAGAGGAAGAAGAAAAAGUGGUUUCAUCAGUUUUACGACUGCAGGGUGAGGGAAUUGGGGUCAACCCAGUGUUGAAACGAAUUGCUUCUGAAUUCUCUAAUCCACCUGGAGACACACUUUCCCACAUAAUGGAACUUGUUCUCAAAAGUAAUGAGGAGAAAGGACGGCGUGAAAUGAAAUCCGUAGUCCUGAAGCUCCUUAGAGAGCACAACAGUCUCCCUAGUCACGCAGGUUCGGCGGACAUCUCUAAUGAAACAAUUUAUGCCUCUUGCAAAAGCUGCUUGGCUUCACUGUUGUCUCUAUUCAAAGAGGCCAUUGAACCCAAGUUUGCUGAUAAAUUAAUGGACACCAAAGAACCUGUGGUGAAGCAAAUAGCUCUAGAAUCUGAUAACCUCUCAUGGUUACUUGAGAUUUUGAUUGACAAGCAAGCAGCAGAUGAGUUUGCUUUAUUAUGGGCUAGCCAACAAGAAUUAUCAGUGUUGCAUGAAAAGCUGCCAAUCGUGACUCGAUACCAUGUUAACCGCAUUACAGCAAGGCUUUUUGUUGGUAUUGGAAGAGGGGAGUUGCUACCAUCAAAGGAUACUCGUCAAAUAUUGUUACAAGCCUGGCUGCAGCCUUUGAUCAAUGACUACAGUUGGUUGCAACACGGGUGUAGGUCGUUCGACAGAAAAGUCGUCGAGGAAGGAAUCGGUAGGACAAUUCUCACUUUACCACUUGAGGAGCAGCAGAGUAUUUUGCUUUCGUGGUUGGGUAGCUUUCUGAAAGUUGGUGAUAACUGCCCAAACUUGCAGAGAGCCUUUGAGGUUUGGUGGAGGAGAGCUUUCAUUAGACCUUAUACCAAUUCACAAGGUAACCUACAUCAGUCAGAUGACUCAAUGACAUUGAAGCAGUAGAUCUGAAGAGAAAACCAAUUCGAGUUACAGUAAUGAUAUAUGUAAAUUAUAUAGAAAUUGUAUUUCACAGUUUGGAGUAAGAACUUGCCUUCAGGCUCCAGGCUGCAGGCAAUGCAUUUGUAUGCUUCUUGAUGUAUCUUUUUGAGUUAUAUUAGUCAUGAUUUUAAUGAAAAAUCAAGGCUAAACUUUUUGGGUA
This is a messenger RNA of Carica papaya (papaya), 2610 nucleotides long. Lineage: Eukaryota; Viridiplantae; Streptophyta; Magnoliopsida; Brassicales; Caricaceae. The record is from RefSeq and is a predicted model, not a curated record.